AUGUCAAGAGUAGGUAGGGAUGGUAACAAUCAUAUAUUUCCAAUAGCAUAUGUUGUGGUUAAAACUGAAACCAAAGAUUCAUGUGAGCGGUUUUUAUUCCUUCUUCUGGAGGACUUAUGUGAAGUCAAUCAUAAGUCAUAUGCCUUUACAUCUAACCAACAUAAGGGACUAGUUAAUGCAGUUCAAGGUAUUAGUACUUGUGUGGAACAAAGACUAUGUGUUAAACACCUAUAUUCUAAUUGGAAGAAGAAGUACUCUGGCUUGGAAUUAAAGGAAUUCAUGUGGGUAGCUGUUAUGGAAAUAACAAUACCAGCAUGGGAGAAAGCAAUCCAGAGAAGAAAAAAAGGCUUUAAAUGA
Lathyrus sativus (Indian pea) is the source of this 357-nucleotide messenger RNA. The record is from the annotation of a GenBank genome assembly. Lineage: Eukaryota; Viridiplantae; Streptophyta; Magnoliopsida; Fabales; Fabaceae.